This is a messenger RNA of Cyprinodon tularosa, 921 nucleotides long. RefSeq lists its product as uncharacterized. The coding region runs from base 1 to 921 and encodes 306 amino acids. Gene Ontology annotation, molecular function: nucleic acid binding. Lineage: Eukaryota; Metazoa; Chordata; Actinopteri; Cyprinodontiformes; Cyprinodontidae. The transcript is spliced from 4 exons. The record is from RefSeq and is a predicted model, not a curated record.
AUGGAGGCCAAUGUUGUAAACAGAGGCAGAGCCAGAGCCAGAGGAGUGAGAGUAAGAGGAGGACGAUGGGGAGGACGAGGAAGGCCAAGGACAAUCAUUUCUGAUGAGAUCCGAGCAACUUUGGUUGACCAUGUGGUCAACCAUGGCCUAACAAUGAGGGAGGCUGGGCAAAGAGUACAGCCAAAUUUGAGCAGGUACACUGUAGCAUCCAUCAUCCGGACUUUCCGCAAUGAGAAUAGAACUGAAAGAUUACCAACAAGAGGUGGACGGGGCCGUCUUCUGUCUCCUGAACAGGAAACAGAGAUCAUGAACAUGGUUCUUGAAAAUAAUGCCAUUACCUUACGGCAAAUACAAAGAAAAAUAAUAGAAAACAAUGAGAUAUUUCAAAAUAUUGAUAGGGUAAGUUUAUCAACGCUGGACCGUGUCUUGCACAGAAAUAAACUGAGGAUGAAGCAGGUCUACAGGGUGCCAUUUGAGCGCAAUUCAGAAAGGGUCAAAGAAUUGCGAUAUAACUAUGUGCAAAGAGUCCUUGAGCUGGAGGUGGAUGCAGUGGAGCACCAGUUCUUCUUCAUUGAUGAGGUUGGAUUCAACCUCACAAAAAGACGAAGGAGGGGAAGGAAUAUAAUCGGCCAGCGUGCCAUUGUUGAAGUCCCUGGCCAGCGCGGAGGGAACAUCACAGUGUGUGCAGCGAUGACCGACCAUGGCAUCAUCCAUCACCAUGCUACCCUUGGCCCCUACAACACUGCCCAUCGGAUCACAUUCCUGGACACCCUACACAACACACUCAUUCCACCAGAUCAGAUAGACGGCCCAGAGCAGCUCAGGGAGUGUAAGGCGUUCAUCCCUGGGCUGGCUGCUGGAAAGCCUGGCUUAAUGGCAGCUAAUAUCUCCUCCGGAAAGCUGCAGCUGGAUUCAGUCUAA